GUGGUGAGUUUUCAGACUCCGGAGAGCUUCAUGAUUCAAAGUGUGAAAAUCCUAAACUAAGUGCUUUGCAUGAAUACCACCUUCUACCUGCUCCGGUUAAACGGCGGGUUCGGGCACUUAAAAAACUGCAGUAUGAAACCCUGAAAAUCGAUGCCGACUUCUAUAAAGAGCUUUUUGCACUGGAAGCUAAGUAUGAUGUACAGCACCAGCAAAUAUUCUCGAAACGGCGAGAUAUUGUUUCAGGUGACAUCGAACCCGCGGACGAGGAUUGCGAUUGGCCUACCGACGAUGACGAUUUAUGCUUAGACAAUUUAUCAGAAAAAUUAAAAAGCACAGCCAAUGUCACCAAAGAUAUUAAUAAUAGCAAUAAAGUUAAAGGUGUACCAGACUUCUGGCUGAAAACUCUGGAAAACAUAUCGUUAUUUGAGGAAAUGGUACAAGAUCAUGAUCGUGAUAUUCUCAAGCACUUAACAGACCUCAAAUGUGUCCUAAAUACCGGCGAAGAGUCACGUAUUGACUAA
This is a messenger RNA of Schistosoma turkestanicum, 521 nucleotides long. The record is from the annotation of a GenBank genome assembly. Lineage: Eukaryota; Metazoa; Platyhelminthes; Trematoda; Strigeidida; Schistosomatidae.